GCCACCGGGAAUAAUGGACGUCCUUGAUUUGAAUUUGAGUACUCCCGAGACCUUAAAAUUUUGAAUAACUCGGCGUCUCUCUCUUCUCCACAAGUUCACAUCAAAAGACAAAAAUUUCAAAUCACUUCCCUCCUACUUACGUUCUCUCUUUGCUCUGAGGUUUCCUCUUAUACAAAACCCUAAGAUUGCUGAUCGAUCACAGCAUGUCGUCUGUGAUACCGCCGCCGGCGCCUGGCCGAGAACUCUCGAACCCUCCCUCCGACGGCAUCUCAAACCUUCGGUUUUCCAACCAUAGUGAUCACCUGCUUGUCUCCUCUUGGGAUAAGAGUGUACGAUUGUAUGAUGCCAGUGCCAAUGUGCUCAGAGGAGAGUUCAUGCACGGUGGACCUGUGCUUGAUUGUUGUUUCCAUGACGAUUCUUCAGGAUUUAGUGCUGGCGCCGAUAACACAGUGAGGCGGUUAGUUUUCAGCUCUAAUAAGGAGGAUGUUCUGGGAAGGCAUGAUGCACCUGUUCGUUGUAUUGAGUACUCUUAUGCAGCAGGCCAAUUGAUCACUGGUAGUUGGGAUAAAACCCUGAAAUGUUGGGACCCUAGAGGUGCAAGUGGGCAAGAGCGUACUCUUGUUGGGACAUACCCACAACCUGAGCGCGUUUACUCUCUUUCGCUGGUUGGGCAUCGUCUAGUUGUAGCAACUGCUGGAAGACACGUUAAUGUUUAUGAUUUGAGGAAUAUGUCUCAGCCUGAGCAACGGAGAGAAUCUUCAUUGAAAUAUCAAACCAGAUGUGUGCGCUGUUACCCAAAUGGAACAGGAUAUGCACUUAGUUCAGUUGAAGGGCGAGUUGCAAUGGAAUUUUUUGAUCUCUCAGAGGCUAGCCAAGCAAAAAAAUAUGCUUUUAAGUGUCACAGAAAAUCUGAAGCUGGAAGGGACAUUGUCUAUCCCGUAAAUUCCAUAGCAUUCCACCCCAUAUACGGUACAUUUGCCACUGGAGGUUGUGAUGGUUUUGUAAAUGUAUGGGAUGGAAACAACAAGAAGAGGCUGUACCAGUACUCAAAAUAUCCAACUAGCGUUGCUGCACUUUCAUUUAGUAGAGAUGGACGCCUCCUGGCUGUUGCAUCGAGUUACACAUUUGAAGAGGGGCCUAAGCAGCAUGAACAAGAUGCCAUCUAUGUGCGCAGUGUAAAUGAGAUAGAAGUCAAACCGAAACCCAAAGUCUAUCCUAAUCCACCAGCGUGAUUCCUGAUGAACGUAGUAAUUUAUUUUCUUUUUACCUACUAUGCCGUGUACUUUGCCCAAUUCUUUGUUACUUUCGUAUGUAAACUAAUUAUGCGAAGUUCUCAAUUUCUAGAUACCAAAUAUGGCGAGAUUUCAGCUUUUUCUACUUUUUACUUGGGUGCCUCUAUUCAUGGAGAUAUCUAUGUUGUAUAAGUUGACUUCAAGAUUUCAAUCUAGUGAGAUGCCUGUCCUCACUGUUACAUA
Prosopis cineraria is the source of this 1475-nucleotide messenger RNA. Its product is annotated as mitotic checkpoint protein BUB3.1. Gene Ontology annotation, biological process: mitotic spindle assembly checkpoint signaling. The record is from RefSeq and is a predicted model, not a curated record. The coding region runs from base 204 to 1232 and encodes 342 amino acids. Gene Ontology annotation, cellular component: bub1-bub3 complex; kinetochore; mitotic checkpoint complex. The transcript is spliced from 9 exons. Gene Ontology annotation, molecular function: ubiquitin binding. NCBI's taxonomy places the organism in Eukaryota, Viridiplantae, Streptophyta, Magnoliopsida, Fabales, Fabaceae.